This is a messenger RNA of Cotesia congregata, 2049 nucleotides long. The record is from the annotation of a GenBank genome assembly. NCBI's taxonomy places the organism in Eukaryota, Metazoa, Arthropoda, Insecta, Hymenoptera, Braconidae.
AUGGAAUUUUUCAAGAAUAGUUUUAAAUCUGUCCUCGGUGCUCCGGACCCAGAGAACCAGCCGACUGGAGCCGACACGGUCCUGGAGAUGGACCGCACAGACUGCGAGAUAGUGGGCCUGGCGCUGGACACACUGUGCAACAUCACGAGCCCGGAGACCUUCGACGAGGAGGUGGACAAGAACGGCCCUAACAGCAAGAUCGGCGAGCAGUUCACUGAGAUCUUUAUCAAGCACCAGGACAGCGUGGGUCUGGUGCUGGCCGCGCUUGAAGACUUCGACUUCAGAGUCCGCUGGCCAGCGCUCAAGCUGCUGUCCAACCUGGUGAGCAACCGCCCGAAGGACAUCCAGGAGAUCAUCCUGGUGAUGCCCAUGGGCGUAUCCAAGCUGAUGGACCUGCUCAGCGACAGCCGCGAGGUCAUCAGGAACGACGCGCUGCUCCUGCUGAUCCAGCUGACCAAAGGCAACGCCAACAUCCAGAAGAUUGUCGCCUUCGAGAACGCCUUUGACAGGAUCUUUGAUGUCAUCACCCAGGAGGGCAGCGCCGAGGGAGGGAUUGUUGUUGAAGACUGCUUGCUGCUCAUGCUCAAUUUAUUAAAAGGCAAUCUUAGCAACCAGAACUUCUUUAAAGAAGGAACGUGUCAAAGAAUAAUGCAUGCAUGCGGCCUGCUGCAAGCUUUAUGUGACAUCCUGAUGGCCAGCGGAGUGCCAGCAGACGUUUUGACCGAGACAAUAAACGCAGUAGCAGAAGUGAUCCGCGGGAACAACACGAAUCAAGAAUUCCUGGGCAGCGUGACCGCACCGAGCAGUCCGCCGCGGCCAGCAAUAGUGGUGCUGCUCAUGUCGAUGGUGAACGAGAAGCAGCCGUUCCAGUUGAGGUGCGCAGUGCUGUACUGCUUCCAGAGCUUCCUGUACAAGAACAACGAUGGGCAGACGCAGUUGAUCCAGACGUUGCUGCCCCAGAGCAACGAGACGCCCUCGCUGACCACUGGGCAGCUGCUCUGCGGCGGCUUGUUCUCGCCGGACCCGCUGUCCAAUUGGUUCUCGGCUGUCGCGCUGUCCCACGCGCUCAUCGACAACACCACACAAAAGGAGCAGCUGCUCAGAGUGUUGCUGGCCACUAAUAUUGGCAAGCCGCCGGUUACUUUGAUGCAACAGUGCGUGUUCCUCCUACAGCAGGGUAGCAAGCCUCAGAGCAAGCUCGGGCUGCUCAUCCUGCUCUGCCGCUGGGUCAGCUACUGCCCAGUUGCUGUCAAGACAUUCCUGUCCCUCGACUCUUCCGUUGCCUAUCUGACUGCCCUGCUGUCUGGCCACGAUAACAAUGAAGACCUGGAGGAGAAUCUUAUUCAGAGCAUGUGUGCUUUACUUCUCGGCAUGUGUGUUCACUUCAACGACGAUCAGGUUCCUGCUUACACCAAGGACAAGCUCUGUAAUUUAAUUGACAAGCGCAUUGGCCUUGAGAGGUUCCAAGAUGCCAUUGGUGGAACUACUAGGCAUGAGAUUUACUCCAGGACUCUCAAGCAUCCUCAGCCUUCGGCUAAACAUCCAAAGGACUUGCUCCUGGAUCAUGAGUUCUGUCGGCUGUUGAAGAUUCUUGAAGGAGGUAUAACAAUCCAGGACUUACAAUCCCAAAUAAGUAACCUCCGGGACCAAAACUUAGUCCUGCGUGCGGCGCAAACAAACCUAGCCGACAAGGACACUUUACCCAACCAUCAAAUAAAAAUAGAUGACUCCUCAGAGGAGUUACAAAAAUCCAGGAGCAAAAUCCAGGAUUUAGAGUCGCAACUCUCCGAGUAUAAAUCAAUGGUCGUCGCCCUGCAGGAAAAAGAAAGCCAAGUAUCUAUUGAGCUGGAGAAAAAAUUAAAAGAGACGAGCGAGGAGCUGGAGAAGCUCAAAAAGGACCAAGAGGACCUCCUGGAGCUUCUGUCGGACCAAGACACCAAGCUGAUGCUGUACAAACAAAAACUUACCGCCCUGGGCGAGAAAGUCGAGUCUGAUGGAAGCUCUGGAGAGGUUGAUGAUGACACCGACGACCAGCCGUCGAGUAAUUGA